AUGUCGAAUUUAGACGAUUCAAAAUCGUUGGCGGACCUUGUGUCGCAGAACAAGAAGUCCAAAGUGAGAAAAGUCAUUCUUUCGGACUCUGAUGACGACCUUCCGUUAGCUAUGAUCAACACACAAGCAAGCGAGACGUCUUUGUCCUCUGAGGACGAGAAAGCGAAGCAAGUGAAGAAAAGAACCAAGAAGGAGUCUGGUGGGUUGCCCAACAAAAAGGCGAAAACUGCGGUUAGUAAAACCGAGCCAAAGACAAAGGUGAAGAAGGAGACCACAAAGACUGCCGUCAAGGCCGUCAAGGCUAUCAAAGCAACCAAAGCAACCAAAGCAACAAAACCGACUGUAAAAGCUGCGAAACACAUCCAGAAAAUCAAAGAUGAGUCCAAAGAACAAACUGCGGAACCCAAGGACACCUCCGAAGAAAAAGAGGAGGAAGAGGAGAACAGAUGGUGGGAAGACGAAGACAUGAAUGGAGAGAUCAAAUGGGACAGCUUGGUUCACAACGGAGUUAUUUUCCCUCCUCCAUAUGAGCCUUUACCCUCCAAUGUGAAGCUGAUCUACGAUGGGAAACCGGUUACACUGCCUAUAGAGGCCGAAGAGGUGGCUGGAUUCUUUGGGGCCAUGUUGGAGACAGACCAUGCAAAGAACCCUGUUUUUCAAAAGAACUUUUUCCAUGACUUCUUGAAGGUGCUAGAGGAAGCCGGCGGCUGCAAGGAUGCAGAUAUCAAGGACUUUGAUCUGUGUGAUUUCAGCGACAUGUAUGCAUACUUCGAGAAGAAGCGCGAAGAGAAGAAGAGCAUUUCGCCUGCGGAAAAGAAGCUGAUAAAGAAGGAGAAGGAUGAGGCCGAAGAAAAGUUCAAGACUUGCUAUUUGAACGGCAGAAAGGAACCUGUAGGAAAUUUCAGGAUUGAACCACCGGGAUUAUUCAGAGGACGUGGUGCUCACCCCAAGACUGGAAAGUUGAAGAAGAGAGUGAUGCCCGAGGAAAUUGUUUUGAAUCUCAGUGCCGAUGCACCCGUUCCUCCACCACCUGAAGGAAGGAAUUGGGCCGAGGUCAGGCACGAUAACAAGGUUGCGUGGUUAGCCAUGUGGCGAGAAAACAUCAGCAACAGUGUGAAGUAUGUGAGAUUUGGAAACAGUUCUUCGCUGAAGGGAAUUAGUGACUUCAAGAAGUUCGAGAAGGCGAGAGAGCUCAAAAACCACGUGGCAGCCAUCAGAGCUGAUUACAACAAAAAGCUAAAGUCGGAGCUUAUGCUGGAGAGACAGAUGGCUGUGGCCACCUAUUUAAUUGAUGUUUUCGCACUCAGAGCUGGUGGUGAGAAGUCCGAUGAAGAGGCGGACACUGUGGGAUGUUGUUCUUUGAGAUUUGAACAUGUUUUUCUGAAGCCUCCAAAUGUUGUUGUUUUUGACUUUUUGGGUAAAGAUUCCAUCAGAUUCUACCAGGAGGUCGAAGUCGACAAGCAGGUGUUCAAGAACUUGAAGAUCUUCAAGAAGCCCCCAAAGCAACCAGGUCAUGAUCUGUUCGAUAGACUAGAUCCAAGUAUCCUGAACAAACAUUUCCAGAAUUACAUGCCUGGUCUGACAGCGAAGGUAUUUCGUACUUACAAUGCCUCGAAGACCAUGCAAGACCAACUGGACUUGAUUCCAAACGAAGGUACCGUCAACGAAAAGGUUGUGAGGUUCAACGCUGCCAAUCGUGAAGUUGCCAUUCUUUGUAACCAUCAACGUACCGUGAGUAAAAACCACGAGACGGGUGUUGCCAAGAUGAAUGACAAGAUCAAGGAGAUGAUCUGGCAGAGGAUCAGGGCUAAGAAAAUGUUGUUGAAGCUUGACGCCAAGUUGAAGAAGAAGGAUCCUGCGUAUUUUCAGGAAAUUGACGAUCUCUCCAAGGAAGACGAGGGAGCUCUUCAAAAACAAUUUUUGGAGCGCGAAACUGAAAGAAUCACGAAGAAGUUUGCUAAGGACAACGAGAAGUUGAAGCUGGAGAACGAAGCAGUCUUGCCCGAGUCCGAACUAAAGGAAAGACUAGAAAAAGUCAAGGAGUUGCAGAAGGAAUUUUCCAAGGAGUUGUCUUCAGGCAAGCCUGAGGUUAAGGCAAACAUGACCGUCGAGAAGUUGCAGGCUUUGAUUGAGAAGCUAAACGUUAGAAUUACCAACGCUACAUUGCAACUGAAAGAUAAAGAGGAUAAUUCCUCGGUCGCCCUGGGGACAUCAAAGAUGAACUACAUUGAUCCCAGAUUGACCGUGAUGUUCUCCAAGAAGUACGAUGUACCAAUAGAGAAAUUGUUCACAAAAACUUUGAGAGAGAAGUUCAAGUGGGCGAUUGAGUCUGCUGAUGCCAACUGGAGAUUCUGA
This is a messenger RNA of Kuraishia capsulata CBS 1993, 2355 nucleotides long. RefSeq lists its product as uncharacterized. Gene Ontology annotation, cellular component: nucleolus; chromosome. The record is from RefSeq and is a predicted model, not a curated record. The transcript has a single exon. Gene Ontology annotation, biological process: DNA topological change; chromosome segregation; DNA replication. Bases 1 to 2355 code for a protein of 784 amino acids. Gene Ontology annotation, molecular function: DNA binding; DNA topoisomerase type I (single strand cut, ATP-independent) activity. NCBI's taxonomy places the organism in Eukaryota, Fungi, Ascomycota, Pichiomycetes, Pichiales, Pichiaceae.